AUGCAUGAGCUUGGCCAGCCGCUUUGCAACAACAUCCGCCAAAACUAUAACCACGUCGUCGAUUUCUACGUCCAGUCUAAAGUAGACUUCGCUUUUAGAAGCUACAGUGGUGGGUUUCUCGGACGCCAUGUCAAUUGGUUCCUGAGGACCUUCUGGCGCGCAUGGUUCGACAUUGACCGGGUAGGUCCCGAGGGCAGUCGCUGA
Molecule: messenger RNA, 204 nt
Organism: Penicillium samsonianum
Lineage: Eukaryota; Fungi; Ascomycota; Eurotiomycetes; Eurotiales; Aspergillaceae
Exons: 1
Coding region: 1-204 (67 amino acids)
Source: RefSeq, a predicted model, not a curated record